AUGACGAUGACCACAGGUCGCGUCAGCGUGAACUGGGCCCGCGCGCAGUCAACCCUGUGCUCCUCUUCCUCCAGGUUCUACGGGAAUCAGGAAGACGAUCCGCAUAACGUGUUGGAUGGCGGAAAUUUCAGCUGGUAUUAAAUCAUUGUUCGCACAAAAAUGCUAGUACGGCUUCUUGCAUGACAAAUCGACGAACAGUGUCAAAGUCAAACACUGAAGACUUUGCCAUGCAGAAACAGCAAACACACACUUCUUUGUGAUGCAUAAAAAGCCAAUAUCAAGCACUUACACAACUAUCAGGUGGGGUUCCGCGGCCAACGUACCGCUCGUUGAUUUCCAACUCGACUUCCAGACCGUCAGACUCAUUGACCACGUCUUUGUCGCCUUCGGCGCAGAAGACGGCGUAGCAAGGAACGCCGCGCUCCAGUUUGUCGUCUUGAGUUCCAGCGACGGGUUAGCAUGGCAGCAACUUGCCGCCGGUGGGGACACGACGGGCAUGAAGUACGAAGCAAACAUACAUCAGGAAGGAAAAUCGGCGCUGUGCUUGUCUUGGCCAACACCCAUGCAGUGCCGGUUUAUCAAGAUUCAGUUCCAGCAGCUGGCAACCGGUAAUAUUGAAGAUUUUGGGGCAGUUGAUAGUUGCUGUCGCUGUUGGAACUUGUAUUGCGGCGCAUGAGUAUGAGAUCAACGUUCAUUGUGGUAAAAGCAUGCUGUUACGCAUUACGAAAUUGAAUGAUUCAUUUAAAUAAGACUAUCAGGUUGGAUCAACCACGCACUACACCAAGUCCAGUGCUGGGGUCCAGGGGACGGGCCAAGUGCACAGGCAAUGAUGCAAAAUUGCCGCGGGCCACCAACCUUCAUCUAUGCUACGGACCUGAUGGGAAUGAAGGUACUUUUACAAAGAUCUCUGGGCUGCAGCAUGCGCGAUGAUGCGUGCAUGACAAAGACGGUUUUUCUUCGGUCUAUACGCAACACAAGUUUGUUCACAUCCGCAAAUGAAAAAAAAAUCCAUGAUUCCAGGACGCCCUGCUCCGCGGAACGAUGUCAUCAAAAAUGGGAAUGAACCCCUGGAACGCGCCACCACUGCCCCAGCAGUUUGUCCAAAUGGUGCAGCCGGUGCAACCGGUGCAGAUCCAGAUGGCGGGCGGUCCACAACAGGUUGGCGCUUACGCAUGAGAAACUUCGUGGAAAAUUCCCCGGUGAGUAGGAAUCAACUAGAUCGAUAUAAUAAUCAUGUUGCAGAUUCUGAUUCGGCAUGACACAGUUCUAGUGUAAACGCGAAAAUGCAUGACAAAUCUGAUGUGGUUCAAAAAGAAGAUUUCUCAUGCAUAAGCUUCCAGCAGUGGAUCCGGAAGAGGAAAAGAGGAGGAAGGAACAGGAAGAAAAGGACAAGGCGAAUGCGCAUGCGCAUGCCAGACAGCAAGGAAUGUGCAUGGGGUACAGGAGGAACUACAGAUUUUUUGUGUUGCAUGAACUGCAUUGAUGCACGUGGAGCAAGUAAGUAAUUCCAUCAUGCUUGCUCUUGCUGCAUGACAAACUCAUCACAUAUGAUUCAAAUGAAAUAAAACAGGAUCUGUGGGGCUUUAGCGGUCUUGCCGUGCUGCUUCUGCUUGGCGCAUGUGAUUGGGGAAAAUUCGGAUCAAAUUGGCGACGCCGCAGGGGAUGCUGCUGGUCUAUUUGAUAAUUUUUGAAUCUGUCAUGCAUGAGAUGGAAACUAUUUUGCUGUUGCCGUAACGUACACCGCAUGACAAACUGGAAUUCAACAAAAAACUUGCACAGGUGGCUGUGUCCAGCUGAUCGAGAGCAUCUUUAAGUAAGAAAGUGGAAGAAGCUGGGGCUGGCUCUGCUGCACAAGUAGAAGACGUCCUCACGCUCCUACUCGAAUUCCAUUUUCCGGCGGGAGAACAAGAUGAAACCGAAGAUUUUUUUACCGACACAGAAAGAUUCUUUUAUCUUUGUCACAAACCCGAAUAAAGUUUACAUUGCACAAGGGCGGCGUCGCACUUUGCACACAAGGUGACACACUAAGCAAUACAACGCCAUCAAACACUUAUACCAGUUAUACGCAGAUAAGAGCAGGCUAAUCUACAGUUACAAGAGGUUAGUCCAUCGCCCUUGAUUUAUCGUUUUGAAUAUUAGACUUCGUCGAGCGUGAUCUGUUGCAUCAUUGCUCGUGUGAAAAGAAAAGACACUACUUGUAAAAAAUACAAAUGAACACAUUGAAAAUGCAAAACUUGAACAAUUUUUUGGGACCGAGCCCACCAGCAGUCCUGUAUCAUUGAUUCUACGUCUCCUAGUUUCACUGAAAAAAGUGUUAUUCAAAUGUUUCAUAGCCACACAGCCAAAAGCUGGCACUUUUUGGUCGACUCACGGCCAUUGCGAUGCUACGGAGAAGGGGUCUUUUCUUGGUCAGCCUGGUACUUAUGAGGGACAGCACGGAUGAGUAAUUGAGGAAGAGGAUGAGAGCAAACGCAAGCCAAAUGGGGCUCGAGACACACAAUUCAUCUAUCAGAGGGAGCAGAGCGGGCGCGGGAGUGAGGCUCUGGCACAGUGCGGCGCACAGGAAGGAAAUUGUAAAGAUGGCAGUCCCUUGAGUAACAGCGGGCGCCUACCUCAGACAGCGGGUCCGCGCCUUGUGUGUGGUUUCUUCUCUGGCGAGCGGGGCCGGCCUUUCGACGUGGGGCGGCUACGGUGUCACCUGCUUGGGGCAAUGCGCGACCAGGGGCAGGACGCCAAGACGGCGCAGAAUGUCGCCCACGGG
Molecule: messenger RNA, 2761 nt
Organism: Amoebophrya sp. A120
Lineage: Eukaryota; Dinophyceae; Syndiniales; Amoebophryaceae
Source: the annotation of a GenBank genome assembly